Molecule: messenger RNA, 1993 nt
Organism: Carica papaya (papaya)
Lineage: Eukaryota; Viridiplantae; Streptophyta; Magnoliopsida; Brassicales; Caricaceae
Product: cytochrome P450 71B35-like
Molecular function (GO): monooxygenase activity; heme binding; oxidoreductase activity, acting on paired donors, with incorporation or reduction of molecular oxygen
Source: RefSeq, a predicted model, not a curated record
AACUUUCUUGGGAAGAGAGUCUGAAAACGGCCGCUACCUCUCUAUAAAAUAUGUCAGAAUUGGAAGACCGGAGCAGGAAGCGAACCACGGCAAACCUCUCUCUCUCUCUCACUCUCGCUAGCUGUUUCUGAGUUGUUACAGGAUUCUUACUCCUCAUCUUCCUUCGGCUUCGCAUUUUUCAUUUCAGCCUCAAAUUUCUGUAAUUUGACAAUCUAAAAUUCAUUUAGGAAGCUCAGAGGCAAGGAUAAUUAAGACAGAGUUGCAAAAUGAUUGCUAGCUUCAUCCCAGGAUGGCUUUUGUUGUUGUUGCUCUUUACUGUGCUUGUUGUUGUGAAGAAGAAGAUAGGAUCAAGGAGACAAACUAAUCUUCCUCCUGGUCCACCUAAGUUGCCUAUUAUAGGUAACCUGCACCAGCUGGGUUCAUUGCCCCAUCGUUCCCUAGCACAGAUGUCCAAGAAAUAUGGACCCGUCAUUCUUGUGCAGCUUGGUGGCGUUCCAACAGUUGUUGUCUCCUCUGCAGAGACCGCAAAAGAGGUCUUAAAAGUUCAUGAUCUUGAUUGUUGCAGUAGACCCAGCUUGGCAGGCACUGGAAGACUUUCUUAUGAUUAUCUUGAUAUAGCUUUUUCUCCCUUCUCUGAGUACUGGAGGGAGGUGAGAAAAAUCUGUGUUCUUGAGAUUUUUAGCACCAAAAGGGUGCAAUCUUUUCGAUUCAUCAGAGAGGAAGAGAUUGCUUCGCAGAUGAAAUUUAUAGCUCAAUCAGCUUCUACCAGUUCUCCUGUUGAUCUAAAUCAGAAGUUACUUGCUCUCACGGCUAAUGUGAUUUGUAGAGUUGGUUUUGGGAUGUCUUUCCAGGGCAGUGAGAUUGAUAAUGAUAGAUUUCAUGAAGUGAUCUAUGAAGCCUUGGCAAUGUUAGGGAGCUUCUCUGCUGCAGAUUUCUUUCCGUAUGUUGGUUGGAUUGCUGAUAGGCUCUCCGGUCUGCAUGCUAGGCGUGAAAAGUCCUUCCAUGAUCUGGAUGCUUUCUACGAAAGAGCGAUAGAUCAUCAUCGUAGAAGCAAAAAAGCCGAGGAGGGAAAAGAAGAUAUUAUUGAUGUGCUCCUCAAGUUGGAGACAGAGAAAGUUGAAAUUGGGGAUAAACCACUUAGCGAACACAUAUUAAAGCAAUCCCUUAUGGAUGUCUUUCUUGCUGGAAUAGACACUGCUGCACUUACCAUGACUUGGGCCAUGACUGAACUAAUUAGAAAUCCAAGAGUGAUGAAGAAAGUGCAAGCUGAAAUUAGAGAGAAGAUUGGAAACAGAGGAAAAGUCCGUGAAGAGGAAUUAGAUCAGCUUGAAUACUUGCAGUUAGUGGUGAAAGAAACUUUCAGACUGCAUGCUCCAGGUCCACUUCUAAUUCCAAGAGAGGCCAUGACGGAAUUUAAGAUCAGUGGGUACACUAUAUACCCAAAAACUCGAAUCCAAGUUAAUGUAUGGGCAAUUGGACGGGACCCCAAUAUCUGGAAAGACCCUGAGGAAUUCAUUCCAGAAAGGUUUCAAAAUAGCUCAAUUGAUUUCAAGGGGCAGAAUUUCGAGUUGUUGCCAUUUGGUGGAGGACGAAGAGGUUGUCCCGGUGUAUACAUGGGGGCAGUUAUGGUGGAGCUUGCACUUGCUAAUCUCUUGUACUGUUUCGAUUGGGAAUUGCCACAGGGGAUGAAGAAGGAAGAUAUCAGCACAGAGGAAGCAGCUGGUCUAACUGUCCACAAGAAGGAACAUCUCAGGCUUGUCCCAAUCACUUAUAACUAGUUGUUCGUAAGUUCAUGUCAUCAUCCAUAUAUAUAAAGCAAAUAUGGAGCAGUUCGCAUUUUAUAUUUGUCAUCUAAUACAUAUUGCAUCCUCGUGUUUCUUUAAAACCAAUUGAAUUUCCAUCUGUUCUGCUAAAAAAUUUAUGAAGUUAAUUUGUAUGAUCGAUUAUUAAAAUUCUAAAAAAGAAGUUAUUAGUGAAAGUUGAUUCCUGGAAA